UCAAGUUUAUUGUCAUUCAACCCGACACACAUAUACAGCCAAACAACAGAGCGUCGCUCUGGACCAGGGUACACAACUCACACACGACACUGCAAUUCUGUCGUUGCAAUGUACUCCUUCGCUAAAACUAUCUUUGCCAGUCCUUGCAUCUCCGCGUCAGCAGAUAAUUCCGCCUUUCCCACGUCUGUCCCCAGUUUAUUCUUUCCAAGUCUAACUGACCAUUUCGUCGCCGGUCCCGUCUUCCGGGUUUCUUCCCUCCACCUGUAACACGCGAACCGCGAGGGGGCAACCUAACGUGCUGGCCUAGAUCGUGAUGGGCACGGGCAACCAGCUAAUAGGGUGCGCGUGUUGUCAGAGCCGACCAAUAGGAAACGAGAGGCGCGGCCCGGCCCCCUCCAGGUUGGGUUGACCUCCAGCGGCGGCGCGUCCGUUCGGCGUUAAUUUCUGGGGGAGACGGCGGGGCUGCCGGCUGCAGAAUUACCCCGCCAUGAAAUAACCUGGAUGCAACCCUCAGCCCAGCGUGGCUCCGGCGAAACCCCGAGUGAUUCAGUCCGGACCUUGUCUUCAGGGCAAUCUGCACCGACCAGCCAUGGCUCGUAGUCGCACGUUGGGGGAGGAUUUCACCUUCGUCAACCCCGUGGUUAAAUAUUUACUGUUCUUGUUUAACAUGCUGUUCUGGACUAUCUCCUUGGUGAUGGUGGCCAUCGGUUUAUAUGCCAGGGUCAUGAAGCACGCUGAGGCGGCCAUGGCGUGUCUUUCUGUGGACCCUGCCAUUCUCCUGAUCGUGGUGGGAGCCCUGAUGUUCCUGAUCACGUUCUGUGGGUGCAUCGGAUCACUCCGGGAGAAUAUCUGCCUCCUGCAAAUGUUCUCUAUCUGCCUGACGCUGGUAUUUUUGCUGCAGUUGGCCGCUGGGGUUCUGGGCUUCGUCUUUUCGGAUAAGGCCCGUUCAAAAGUCAGUGAGAUAAUUGAUAAUGCAAUAAUCCAUUACCGCGAUGACCUGGAUCUCCAGAACCUCAUCGACUACGGACAGAAGCAGUUCAGCUGCUGCGGGGGCAUUUCGUACAAGGACUGGAGCCACAACAUGUACUUUAAUUGCACGCUGGAGAAUCCGAGCCGGGAACGCUGUUCCGUGCCCUAUUCCUGUUGUCUGCGCUCCGAGGAGAAAGUGAUCAAUACCAUGUGUGGACAGGGCAUGCAGGACCUGGAGUAUCUGGCAGCUGAGGAAUUUAUCUACACCAAUGGGUGUAUCGACAAGCUGGUCAACUGGAUCCAUAGCAACCUCUUCCUAUUGGGAGGGGUGGCCCUGGGCCUUGCCAUCCCACAGCUGGUGGGAAUUCUGCUCUCCCAGAUCCUCAUCAAUCAGAUCAAAGAUCAGAUUGAGCUCCAGAAGUACAACUGCCAGCACAGAGCAGACCCCUGGUACUGAACACACCGUCUCCGUCCCCUCAGAGUGGAGAGGCUUUGCUGCCCCGAGUGGUCCUUCGUUUGGAUGAAUAUAAUUGCUCAGACAAGACCUCGGUCCAUCAGAUUGACAGAUUGCCACUCUGUUCUCAGUGGGUUGCAUGUGUUUUGUCCACUGGAUGUGCAGGUGCUUUGAACUCGGUUUUAAAUGGAUCAUCCCAUCCCAUCCACUGUGAGAUAAACCUGCCUGUUUUGCAAUACCUGUGGUUCUGUGCUGGUGUCUCUCUGCUCCAAGUAUGAAGCACGGUGUCCCAUCUAACCGCGACACAGUCGCAUUUCUCGUCUCGUUCAGUUCUUGGUGAACUUUCAUCCGUUACAGUUGGGUUUAUCGGUUCCCAUUGCUUGUUGCAGUCAGUCAUCUGUUCCUGUUAACCCGUUCAUUAGUGUUGCUCUCGUUUACUGUCCUGUUGAUGGAAGUAGGACGAUGUGGGAUGGGAACAGCUAACAUCACUGUGGGGGAUUCCCAGCCACAUAGUGUAGCAGUUAGUGCAACAGCUAUAACAGCUAGUGAUGUUGAAUUUCAGAGUUCACCCCGAGCCGCUAUAAGGAGUUUGUACGUCCUCCCUAUGGAAUGCAGGGUCUUCCCUGGGUUCUCCGCUUUCCGCUCACAGUCCAAAGACGAACCUGGUAGGUUAAUGAUCAUUGAAAGUUGUCCUGUGGUUGGGUCAGGGUUGUCAGGGCUGCAGGACAGCAUAGCUCGAAGGUUCGGGAGGGCCUGUUCUGCAUUGUAUUAUUCUAGAUAAAUGAAAACAAUCUACCCAUCAAAGACACAAGCAAUUCUGCAGAUGCUGGAGGAGCUUAGCCAGUCAGGCAGCACCUGUGAAGGGAAACAAGCCGUCAAUGCUCCGGGCUGAGACCCUUCGUCAGGAUGUAUGAUGCAAGGUCUUGGCCCAAAACGUUGACUGGUGAUAUUGCUCCAUAGUUGCUGCCUAACUUGCAGACUUCCUCAAGCAUUUUGUCUGUGUGUGUUGCUCAAGAGAUACCGAUCAAAGGUGGUUUGGUUCACGGCCAUUGUGCUUUCUGGCCACCCUCUAACUGUAGAGAAGAAAGUACUUGGUGAUAUACAGUUGAUGUUUUGAAGAGUCUUGUUAAUAUGUACGUGCACAUGUUGGGAUAUAAUCUUAAUGUCUAAUGUAAAUUUUUUGGUAAAUGAUAUUUUUUGUCUUUUAAUAAAAAUAAUAUUAACCUGUG
This is a messenger RNA of Hypanus sabinus (Atlantic stingray), 2652 nucleotides long. It is a transcript of the gene tspan33a, whose product is annotated as tetraspanin 33a. Gene Ontology annotation, cellular component: membrane. The transcript is spliced from 8 exons. NCBI's taxonomy places the organism in Eukaryota, Metazoa, Chordata, Chondrichthyes, Myliobatiformes, Dasyatidae. The record is from RefSeq and is a predicted model, not a curated record. Bases 590 to 1426 code for a protein of 278 amino acids.